AUGGCCUCCCCAGACGUCCAACUCCCCAGAUCUGUCCCAGCUUUCUCAGCCGCUGGUAUAUCAGCUACUCCCACGGCCCCAGCACCGCGUGACGUCGACACCGUGCUAAACUACCACAAGGACGCAGAAGACGGCUCACCACCGGCCCCUACCUACGUAGAUCGGCCCGAGACCCAGAACCGACCGUUCGAGUCUUACCCAGUCCACAUUACGGACGUGUCAGGUCGGGAAGCCGAGUUUACCCUCGACAAGAACGGUUUCCAGUUCUAUCGUCAUGUUGCGCAGGAGAAGGACUUCCUUGAUGAUGACCAUAUCAAGGCGGUUUACUACCCCGAGACCGAGCAGCUGCUGAAGGAUGCAACCGGCGCAUCCAAGAUCUUCAUCUUCGACCACACCAUCCGGCGUAACCCAGCCGACCAGCGCGGCGCCGACGGCGGCCCUUCCCGCCGCGGCCCCGUCAACCGCGUGCACAUCGACCAGACGUACUCUGCGGCGCUAUCCCGCGUACCGCACCACCUGCCCGCGGAAGAAGCCUCCGAGCUCCUCAAAGGCCGCGUGCAAAUCAUCAACGUCUGGCGACCCAUCAAAACCGUUCUGCGGGACCCGCUAGCCAUCGCGGAGGCCAACUCGGUCGGAGAGGCGGAGCUCGUGCCCAUUCCGCUUAUUUACCCGAACCGCAAGGGCGAGACGUUCGCGGUCAAGUACGCCGAGGGCCACAGGUGGUACUACAAGUACGGGCUCACGCCAGAGGAGGUCCUGUUCAUCAAGUGCUUCGAUUCCAAGACGGACGGACGCGCCCGCCGCGUUCCGCACACGGCUUUCGUGGACCCGACGAUUGGACCUGAUGUGCCUAAGCGCGAGAGCAUCGAGGUUCGCGCGCUGGUGUUCCAUCCCGACGAUAGGGAUUAA
Molecule: messenger RNA, 909 nt
Organism: Daldinia childiae
Lineage: Eukaryota; Fungi; Ascomycota; Sordariomycetes; Xylariales; Hypoxylaceae
Exons: 2
Coding region: 1-909 (302 amino acids)
Molecular function (GO): oxidoreductase activity
Source: RefSeq, a predicted model, not a curated record